ACGCACAAAAGAGGCCUCUGAACAGGAAUAGUACAUGGAACAUAUCAGAUGUUAUCAGUUAAAUAUGUAUUUUUAUACCAUUCGUAAUGUGAUUUAUUAGUACGUGUGAUUCUGUACAAAUCAAUAGAAAGGCCAAUGUGUCACAGGCUAGAGGUGAGGUAAGAGUCACACGAGUACUGUCCCUUUCAAAUAUAGCCUUUUUCUUAUUUCGUAAGUAUUACAUUAUAAGUAGAUCUCUCAUCUCCUUUAAAUAUUUCAAGUGCUGGAUAUUCGUAACAGUCAUUUGUUUUUACAUCAAUUCUAACAGAACUAGGAGAGACCAACAUGUCCAGCGCGUGGUUUACUUUUGCUGCGGUCAUUUUCUGCGCUGCCAGCGAAAGCUCAACAAAGUUCUCUCAAGUCUCUCUAGAUCCAGAAGUAUCGAUGACCCCGACUGAACUCAUCACCAGUAAAGGAUUCCCUUGUGAGAACUAUUACAUCACUACAGAAGACGGGUACAUCCUCAACACAUUACGUAUACCACAUGGGCGGUUCAAUGGGCAUCUAAAAGGUCCCAAGCCAGUGGUGGUCCUGCAGCAUGGCUUGCUGGGAAGUUGCACUCACUUCCUGACCAACCUGGUCAACGAGAGUUUGGCUUACCUCCUGGCCGAUGCUGGAGCCGACGUUUGGAUUGGCAACAGUAGGGGCAACAUCUACUCAACCAACCAUACACACCUGGAUCCCAAGGGGAAAGAAUUUUGGCAAUUCAGUUGGGAUGAGAUGGCCAAGUACGACCUCCCGGCCAUGAUCAACUUCGUUCUCAACACGUCUGGAGUGGACCAGAUCUUUUACGUGGGACAUUCUCAAGGAACCACUAUUGCCUUUGCGGAGUUUGGAGAAAAUCCAGGGCUGGCUUCACACAUCAAACACCUUAUUGCCAUGGCGCCCGUAGCACAAGUUUGGAACACGGAGUCACCCAUCCGAAAACUGGCGCCCUUAGCAAAGGAAAUAGAGAUAUUCUUUAAAGUGCUGGGCACUGGAGACCUCAACAUCAGCCCCACCAUCAUGAAGCUCCUAGCCGGGACGCUGUGUGACAAAUGGAGUGUUCUGUGUGAGAACGUCCUCUUUGUUCUCGGGGGUUACGACUACUCCUCUCUGAAUAAGACUAGAGUUCCUGUUUAUAUAGCUCACAAUCCUGGAGGCACUUCAGUUAGAGACAUUUUACACUGGGCACAGGCCAUAAAUUCCAAGAACUUUCAACACUAUGAUUACGGCUCAGCGCAAGAAAAUAUGAUACAUUACGGGCAGCCGACACCGCCACUAUAUGAUCCAAAGAAAGUCAAAGUUCCUGUAGCUAUUUUUAGAGGCGACCAGGAUUGGUUGGCAGAUCCCACAGAUGUCAAAUGGCUUCUCCCACAGCUUCUUGUAACUCAUGACAUCGACAUUCCACAUUACGAACAUUUGGAUUUCAUCUGGGCUUUUGACGCACCGACCUAUAUUUAUAAAGAAAUUAUUAAAAUUGUAUUUUCGUAACAGAAA
Messenger RNA from Biomphalaria glabrata, 1518 nucleotides. RefSeq names its product gastric triacylglycerol lipase-like. The record is from RefSeq and is a predicted model, not a curated record. Gene Ontology annotation, molecular function: hydrolase activity, acting on ester bonds. The coding region runs from base 325 to 1512 and encodes 395 amino acids. The transcript has 9 exons. Lineage: Eukaryota; Metazoa; Mollusca; Gastropoda; Planorbidae.